Molecule: messenger RNA, 954 nt
Organism: Bipolaris maydis ATCC 48331
Lineage: Eukaryota; Fungi; Ascomycota; Dothideomycetes; Pleosporales; Pleosporaceae
Source: RefSeq, a predicted model, not a curated record
AUGGCAAAGGUAAACGAUUCCAUCAUGCCUGAUACGCCGAAGCGGUUGGCCACGAACUCACCUGACUCCACCACGCAUGAGCAGUUGGCGACUACUGCUCCGCCUACGAAGCGCGUACAAUAUACCAAAAACUGGAAUGAUUUACCUGGCGAACUGCGCAACCAAGUCUACGCUCAUCUAUUACCCAACGUACCAGAGGUCCAUGCCGCGCUAGACCAGACACGCUUCCCUUGGAUCCGCUAUUACUGCCUAAACCCUACUGCAGCACCUUGUUUUGUCUCAGCCCAGAUGCGGAGAGAGUACAUGAGCGAGCUACGAGCCCAUCUCUUGCAGUAUCUGGAGCGUCACCCGUUUACCGUCCGCACCAGGCCAACUGGUCGCCUAUAUCCACAAGGGAUUCCAAACAGCAACCAACACCGCCUAUGUACGCCAGAAGACGGACGGUCUCCAUACCACCGCGAUAGUAUCUGCUAUGCGUCUACUAUGUUUGGAUUAUUGCUCAUGGCAGCGCUAGACGCACUCUCCGUCCCUAAGUCAGAAACUCACUUCUGCGGCAUUGGCAUUGAACGAGUUGACCAAAUUGCGAAAGAGGUAGCAGCCCGAGCUAGAUACACUACAGGCAUCUGCAUGGAGGGGAGAGACGGGUUAUCCGCGCAUAUGGUCAGACGAUUCAUGUACGACGUACUACCAAUGCUUUCCGUCGUCCGUAGCGUAGUGGUUCAAUUGAGACUCUAUGACAUAGCUAACACGCCCUUGCCGUGGCUAUACGGCAUUAUUCGAGACCUUCGGUACAUUGCUGAAAACAGAUUCCUUGCGGUUACUGUACUAGGGCUUGUCAGCGAAGGAGAAGAAGAUCGAUGGGCUAGGGCUAUUGGUCCUCUUGGUGGACAGAUUAUCACGUGGAAAUUCGAUUCUGGCUGCGUUCGCUUGGCCGAAGGGUUGGGAUACCGAUAG